Limulus polyphemus (Atlantic horseshoe crab) is the source of this 4459-nucleotide messenger RNA. RefSeq names its product heat shock 70 kDa protein 4-like. Bases 153 to 2642 code for a protein of 829 amino acids. Gene Ontology annotation, biological process: protein folding. The transcript has 18 exons. The record is from RefSeq and is a predicted model, not a curated record. Gene Ontology annotation, cellular component: nucleus; cytosol. NCBI's taxonomy places the organism in Eukaryota, Metazoa, Arthropoda, Merostomata, Xiphosura, Limulidae. Gene Ontology annotation, molecular function: ATP-dependent protein folding chaperone; ATP binding.
AUAGGGGGCGUUUUAGCCUACACACUUGUUCCAUGUAUGGAUAUUGAACUUUCUAGAACUUCUACUAAUUUAGCUUAGUUCUAUCAGAAGGAAGUCACGACUACUUAAAUUUACUUGUUCUAUAUUUGUGUAAGCUGUUAGAAAAAUUUAACAUGUCUGUUAUUGGAAUAGAUUUUGGAAAUGAGAACUGUUUUAUAGCAGUUGCUCGAGCAGGAGGGAUUGAAACAAUAGCUAACGAAUACAGUCAGCGUGUCACGCCAUCCUAUGUGGCGUUUGGUGAAAAAAACCGUGACCUAGGUGUUUCAGCUAAAAAUAAGCAAGUAACCAACCUGAAAAACACUGUUUUUGGUUUCAAAAGACUUGUUGGUAGGAAGUUGGGGGAUCCGGCAGUUCAGAGGGAAGUGACCUACCUACCUUAUGAGUUGUGUGAACUGGACAAUAACAAUGUUGGUGUCAAGGUGUGGUACCUUCAAGAGGAGACAUCAUUCAGUGUAUCACAGGUUACAGCAAUGCUUUUCACAAAGCUCAAGGAAAUUGCUGAAGCAUCUUUAAAAAUUAAAGUCAAUGACUGUGUUAUUGGAGUUCCUGUAUAUUUCACUGAUGUUGAAAGGAGAGCUAUGUUGGAUGCUGCUCAAAUUGCUGGAUUGAAUGUCUUAAGAUUGAUGAAUGAAACAACUGCAGUUGCCUUGAAUUAUGGCUUCUACAAGACAGACUUAGAAGAUGAUAAGCCUAAAAAUGUAGUGUUUGUGGAUGUGGGCCAUUCAGCUAUCCAAGUAUCAGCCUGUGCUUUUACUAAAGGUAAACUUAAGAUGCUAGCUGCUACGUGGGACACAAACGUAGGAGGGAGAGACUUUGACAACAUACUGGUUCGUCAGUUUGCCGAAGAAUUUCGCACCAAGUACAAGGUUAACGUCAUGUCCAGUAGGAAGGCCAUUGUGAGGCUGCUGAACGAGAGUGAGAAGCUCAAGAAGCAGAUGAGUGCUAAUCCACACGAGCUACCACUAAACAUUGAAUGUUUUAUGGAAGACAAGGAUGUUGCAGCAAAGAUGAAACGAGAGGCAUUUGAAGAGCUGGCUGCAGAUCUUCUAGCAAGGAUAGAGGCUACUAUGAGAGAAGUCUUACAGGCAGCAAAACUCAAACCCAGUGAUCUGAAUGAUGUUGGAAUUGUUGGAGGGUCCACCCGUAUUCCUGCAAUUAAACGUUUGAUACAGAAGGUUUUUGGUCGAGAGCCUAGCACUACACUCAAUCAAGACGAAGCUGUUGCUCGAGGUUGUGCUUUACAGUGUGCUAUGUUGUCACCAACAUUUAAAGUUCGAGAAUUUUCCAUCACUGAUAUUCAACCAUAUCCUAUAAAGAUUACAUGGGAUGCUAGUGUCAAAGAAGAUGGAGAAAUGGAAGUGUUUCCAAAGUUUCACCAAGUUCCAUUCUCAAAGAUGCUUACAUUCUUUAGAACUGAUGUGUUUACACUUCAAGCUUUCUAUGUUGACAGUGCUAACAUUCCAUAUCCUGACUCACAUAUUGGUAAAUUUACAAUACAGAGGGUUACUUCCUCAAGUGAUGGUGAAAGUGCAAAGAUCAAAGUUAAAGUGAGGGUAAACAUCCAUGGCAUUUUCUCUGUAUGCUCUGCAAGUAUGUUAGAAAAGCAAACAAUGGAAGAAAAUGAACAGAAUGAGAUGGAAAAUAAAACUCAAGAUGAGCAGGUGAACUCUCCAAAAACUGAUAUGGAGAUGGAUGCUAGUAAGGGAAAACAUCAGCCAUCCUGUAAUGAUGCUGGGAAGGCUGAAGCUCACCAGAAUUGUGAAGAAAAUACAAUCCAGAACUCUGACUCUUCUCAGCAAGCUAGUGAAACAAUCAGAGAUUCUGAGAGGAAGGAACAGAAAAAGCAGAAGAAGAUAGUAAAGUCAGUAGAACUGCCUAUUGAAUCAGUAGUAUAUCAGCUUCCUCAGAAAGAACUUGAUGAUUUGAUUGAAACAGAGGCUAAAAUGAUCCAACAAGAUAAAAUGGAAAAAGAAAAAGUGGAUGCUAAGAAUGGUGUGGAAGAAUAUGUAUAUGAAAUGAGAGGACAGUUGUAUGAAAAACUGGAAAAGUUUGUUUCUGAACAGGAUAAAGGAACAAUAACAAGUAUGUUAGAAGAUACAGAAAAUUGGUUGUAUGAUGAAGGAGAAGAUCAACCUAAGAAAGUUUAUAUAGAGAAGCUAGCAGAAUUAAAGAAACUCUGCCAGCCACUUGUUAACCGGUAUCGUGAGUUUGAAGAACGUCCUGCAGCUAUUGAUCAGUUCUGUCGAACAAUGCAGUUAACAAGGAAGGCACUAGACCAGUAUGCAGUAAAUGAUGAGCAGUAUUCUCAUAUUGAGGCCCAGGAAAUGGAGAAAGUCAGGAAGGCUGUGGAGGAGAAACAGCAGUGGCUGGAUCGUCAGUUGGGUGCACUGUCCCAAACAGCACAACAUCAGAAUCCACCAGUUUUAGUAUCGCAGAUCUACCAGGAACUUCAGCUAUUUGAGAACGUUGUUAAACCCAUUCUCACCAAACCCAAACCAAAAGUGGAACCCCCACCAGAAGAGAAGAAUGGUAGUGGAGAAGGGCAAGAGCAGAAAGCUGAUGCUCAGCAACCUUCCAGUCAAGAAAAUAUGGAUACUAAUUAAAUAAAACUUAGAAAGAGCUUAUGUGAAUUACUGUACAUAUGUUCCAUUUCUGCUAUGCUUUUUCAUAACCUUUAGAAGCUGACUAGUAAUACUUUUUCAUGGUGCAAAUUUUUUUUUUCAUUACUAUUAUUAUACAUAAUUAAAUUAAGCUUGAAGAUAUCGAUGGUAUUUGUAGUAGAAGUAUUACCUAACCAUACCUGUGUUACUUAGUAGAUUGUGUUAAACAGGUUAAUUUAACUAUCAUACCAGUCUUAAAAUCUCAGGCUGAGUGUUGCCCAGUGGUUAGUGUUCUGGACUUUGGGCUCAUUAUUCAUGGUUUUUUCUCAAACAAAAAAUGUAAUAAAAUCACAUUGUUAUUUGGGGUUAUGGAUGUGUUUUUAGGGAGACAGUCAAAUCCUACUGUUUGGUCAGAUGAGACAAGAGUAGCCCAAGAGUUUGCAGUAGUGGUAUGACUAGCUGUCCUUCCUCUAGUCUUAUCUGCUGAAAAUUAGGGAUGGCUAGUGCAGAUAGUCCUUGAAUAGCUUUGUGCAAAUGUCCAAAAAAGCUAUCUUAAUUUAUGAAGGUAAGAAGAACAGUUUCUGUAUGACAAAUACUACAUUCAACAAUUCAAGUGAAACAGUUGAGAACAGGAUGGUAGAACUACUGGCUAAUCAUACCAAUUGUGACAUCUCAAACUCCCCUGGUAAGUCUGCAGGCUUAUGAUGCUGAAAAAGAGGUUUGAUACCCAUGGUGGGUGCAGCACAGAUAGCUCAUUGCAUAGCUUUGUGCUUUUCAACUAAAACAAACCAUGGAAUCCAGUUAAAGAGAUAAGAAUGGGUUAGUAGAACUACUUCCUAGCCAUACUAGUUUUAACAUCUGAAUUUGAUCUAAUGAGAAUAAGUACCCUACACAAGGCUUCCUGAUAAGUUAAUGUACAUCACUUAAUCAAAAGACAACAUUGGUAAGCCAGACCUAACAUGAAACUACUACAUACAUGUUCACUAUUGAGAAUUUAUCUGUCAGUUAGGAGAGAUUGGUGCAUGGCAUUGAGGAUCCCAAAUUUGAUUUUGAGUGGGUUGGCUAUCUGCUUUAGUUGUACGUUUAAACAAGUUUAGUUUAAUAACACCUUCAAAUCAUAGAUUAAUAGUAUCUGUAAUCCUGUUUGGUUAUAAGAAAGUAACAUUAACAUGAAUUAUCUUCCAACACAUAAUAUGGCAUGUUCACCUUGAAAAUUAAUACUGACUUACAAAAGAUAUUCAUAAGAAAUUAAAACAUAAAUUCACAUACAGGUAUGGAUUAUUGACAGAAUACCUGUUGUGGAAAAGUUUGUGUAAUGUAAAAGCACUGUGCGAGAGAAAUAUUGUUAUUGAAGUUUUGCCUGUUUCGUUUCAAAUAGCCUUAUGUUCUCAAAAAGUUGUAAACUUCCAAACUUGUGUUUUGGUAUGUAUUAUUAUUUCAAAAUUCUUAUAACAAAGCUUUUAUUUUUUAAACAUCUUCAAACUUUAGAUUAAGAAACUGUGAUGUAUUUUAUAUCCUUUUACUGUAAGAAACCAUGAUGUAUUUUUACAUCCUUUUGUUAUGUUCAGUAUCAUUAUCUCUAAGUAAUCUUGAAAAUAUUGGACAUUGAAAUAUAUAUAUAUGUCCCUGUAGUUCAAAGAAUAUUUAGCAUAAAAAGUGGUUGUUUAAGAAAAUGUAAGAAAGAUUAUAUGACGAAAUUCUGUACUUUCUUGGAGGUAACUACGCUGUGCUCACAAAAUUAAUUAGACAACAAAUUAUUUACUAAAUGUUUAAGAUUCCAACAGGUGAGUAGUGAAAUAAAACCUGUUUUUGUUGAUGAA